Conger conger (European conger) is the source of this 1547-nucleotide messenger RNA. Its product is annotated as interferon-induced protein with tetratricopeptide repeats 5-like. The record is from RefSeq and is a predicted model, not a curated record. The transcript has 2 exons. Lineage: Eukaryota; Metazoa; Chordata; Actinopteri; Anguilliformes; Congridae. The coding region runs from base 12 to 1529 and encodes 505 amino acids. Gene Ontology annotation, biological process: defense response to virus. Gene Ontology annotation, molecular function: protein binding. Gene Ontology annotation, cellular component: cytosol.
GUUUCGGUUUCAUGCUAUAUAUAGGCUACACCGCGACAAAUGCCACACCAUGCCAUAUACACGCACCGACAACCCAUAUAAAACCAUUGCGCUUCGGAAACCACGUAAUGUACAGCUUUUCUUCAAAAAUGAGUGUCCCUGAGAAAGCUGACCUUAAAGCAAAGCUCAGAGAGCUGGAGUGUCCAUUCACAUGGGACAUAAGUAAGGCUGACAUUGCAGACCUGGAGGGCAUUACAGAGAAGCUUCAGGAUCGAGUCAAGUUCUGCCCACACAGAUACCAUGCCACAUAUCUCAACAUCUUAUCAUUUGUGAGCCAUGUUAAGGGAAAUAAUGAGGGUGCCCUUGAGUUCCUCAGUAAGGCCGAGGCCAUCCUAAAGGCAGACAAGGAGGUCCUAACAGCAUUUCUGGUGACGUAUGCUAACUUUGCCUGGGUUCACUUCCACUCUGGCAAUCUGGGUGACGUGGAGACCUACCUUGGGAAGCUGGAGGAGAUAUGCAAAGGUGUCUCUGGGGCCUUGCAAUACUCAUGCAACCUGCCUGAGGUUCAUGGUGAGAAAGCCUGGACCUUUCUGAGGCUCGGAGCAACAUAUUACAAGAGGGCGAAGGUCAGCUUCGAGAAGGCCCUUGAGGGAGAUGCUGGAAAUGUGUCCUUCAACGUGGGGUACGGGGUGGUUCUGUACAGAAUAGAGGGGCUUGUUCAAGAUGAAAGACUGAGGUCUAAGAAGAGUGAAGCCAUCCCUCAGCUGGAAAAAGCAUUACUCUUAGAUCCCGACAAUGCUGAGGUAAUGGUGCUCCUGGCCCUGAAGCUUCAAAAAAGUGAUAAAUACAAAUCCCUAAAACUGAUUGAAGGUGCCCUCAAGCUGUCCUCUGAUGUGCCCCAAGUGAUGCGAUAUGUGGCCAAGUAUUUCAGAGGGGAAGAUUCCACUGAGGCAUCCCUGGAUAUUCUGGAAAAGGUGCUGGAGCAGACCCCUAGCUCUUCUUUCCUGCACCACCAGAUUGGCAUGUGCCACAAGCAGCAGCUCAUCAAGAUGUUGCAGAAAGGACCCGGGAGCUGUGUACCAGCAAAUCUGAAGAGGGCCAAGGCUGAGCAGUGCGUCAAGCACUUCAGCAAGGCAGUGGAGCUGAAGCCCUCCAAUACACAUGCCCAGGUGAACCUGGCUGAGGCCUACAGCGAGAACGAGCAGCUGACUGAGGCGGAGGAGAUCUUCACCGAGCUGCUCCGGGGCGGCUCUCUGCGGGACCCGGAGAAGCAGCACGUUCAAACGUCUUACGGCCUGUUUCUGCUGUACAAGAAGAGGGCGGAGGACCGCGCUGUCGUGCAGCUCAAAGCUGCCUACCGAAUGAAGAUGCAGAACUACAACAGGAAACAAGCUGGCAGAAAGCUGGAGCAAAUUGCAGGGAGGUGGCGAAAAAACAGACAGAGGGCUGCAGAAGCAUCUGAAAUUCUGGCCUUCCUGAGGGCUGAAGACAAGCUUUCUGCUGAAACUGACCUCUCUGCUGCCUUUGAGAGGGGAAUGAAGUUCAAAUAAUGACUAUAAGGAGUGGAA